This is a messenger RNA of Cetraspora pellucida, 402 nucleotides long. Lineage: Eukaryota; Fungi; Glomeromycota; Glomeromycetes; Diversisporales; Gigasporaceae. The record is from the annotation of a GenBank genome assembly.
AUGAAUAACAAAGAUUAUGUGGCUAAUAGAAAUGAUGCAGCUAAUGGAGAUAAUGCAGCUAAUGAAGACAAUGUGGCUAACAGAGAUGAUGCAGCUAACAGAGAUAAUGUAGCUAAUAGAAGCAAUUUAGCUAAAGAAGAAAAUGUGGCUAAUAAAGGUGAUACAGCUAAUAAAGGUGAUGUGACUAAUGAAGGUGAUGCAGCUAACGAAGGCAAUGCAGCUAAUGAUAGUAAUGUGGUUAACAAAGAUUAUAGAAUUGAUGGUGCAUCCUAUUGUGCAAAUAAAGAUAUUAAAGCUUCAUCUACUGCAUCAGCUUUUUUUGUCUUAGGUGGGAUAGCCUACAAAAAUUUUGAAAAGAUACAAACUACACUUGACAAAACUCCAAAUCCUAUGUGGGAAUGA